Cyphomyrmex costatus is the source of this 1335-nucleotide messenger RNA. RefSeq lists its product as uncharacterized. The record is from RefSeq and is a predicted model, not a curated record. Lineage: Eukaryota; Metazoa; Arthropoda; Insecta; Hymenoptera; Formicidae. The coding region runs from base 1 to 1335 and encodes 444 amino acids. The transcript has a single exon. Gene Ontology annotation, molecular function: nucleic acid binding.
AUGUGCAGGAUUGUGCAACAGCGUUCCCUUCCCGAGAAGUACAAGGCCUUGAGUAAUAACAGGAGCCUCGAUGCGUCUAGUAGAAUUUUGACACUCAAUCCAUUUCUCGACGACGGAUUAAUCAAGGUUGGAGGUCGAUUGAAACAUUCAAAUCUAACACAGGACGCGCGUCAUCCGGUGCUGCUACCGAAAAAUCAUGAGCUAUCAAGACGAAUCGUCACGCAAGCGCAUGUACAUAACUUACAUGCCGGCACCCAGGCUACAAUGGCCGCCGUCCGACAGCAAUUUUGGCCUUUAGCAUUGCGAUCUCUAACACGAAAAAUCAUUCUAAAGUGCGUUAAAUGUUUUAAGGUUAAGCCUGUUCAUUCAGAAGCCAUCAUGAGCUCCCUACCUUCUAGUCGUAUCACUGUUUCCUGGCCAUUCUCGUAUUGCGGCGUGGACUACGCCGGUCCGUUAACUUUGCGAGAGGGAAAACGCAGAAACGCGCGCACUCACAAAGCAUAUAUCGCCAUGUUCGUAUGUUUCGCUACUAAGGCGGUACACGUGGAACUAGUUAGUGAUUUAACCACCGACACAUUCUUGACAGCCUUCAAAAGGUUUAUAUCGCGCAGAGAGAAGCCUUCCCACAUGUGGUCAGGUAAUGGCACUACUUUCGUAGGUUCCCGUCAUCGUUUGCGCGAAUUCCUUGAUUUUCUGGAAAAAGAUUGCAUACAAGAUGAAAUCUGGUUAUUUUUGCAUGAUCAGCGAAUAACAUGGAACUUCAUACCACCCAACGCUCCACAUUGUGGCGGAGGACUAUGGGAAGCCGCGAUAAAGUCUGCAAAGUUCCACCUAUAUAGUAUAAUCGGCAACGGCCAUUUGACUUUCGAAGAGAUGCAGACUAUUUUUUGCGAGAUAGGAGCAAUAUUAAAUUCACGGCCCAUCGCUCCAUUGAAUGAAGACCCUAAUGACCUUGCUUAUUUGAGCCUCGGACAUUUUCUAAUCGGCACUACCAUAGACAGUUUUCCUUGCCACGAUUUGAGCGACACAAACGAAAAUAGGCUCGUCCGUUGGCAACGUGUAGAACAAUUAAGACAACAUUUCUGGCGACGGUGGAGUUCAAAAUACCUCCACACUUUACAAGCGCGUUUCAAAUGGAAAACUAGCAAAGAGGAUCAAUUAAAGAUCGGUCAAGUCGUACUAAUAAAGCAACAGGGUUUACACCCUCUUCACUGGCUGUUAGGACGCGUACAAGGGGUCCAUCCGGGCACAGACGGUGUUAUAAGAACCUCUGAGAUAAAAACGGCAAAGGGCGUUCUUACAAAACCGUUAACUAGGAUAGCGAUAUUACUAUAG